AUGAAUUAUAACUAUGAGGUUAUAGGUGGCGAAGAAGGCCAUGUUUCCCGCGAUUGCGUCGGUCCGCCCAAGUCAAGGGAGUGCUACAGCUGUGGAAAGACUGACCAUCUAGCAAGAGACUGCCCAGACCAGCCCGCAGAGCGCGGUGGUGGCUACAGUUCAUUUAGCAACAACAACAGCAGCAACAACAACGCAAGCUCGAUCCAAGAAUGCUACCGCUGCUCAAAGGCAGGGCAUAUUGCCCGAAACUGCCCUGAGGCUGUUGGUGGAGGAAGCGGAGGAGGAGGAGGAGGGUACGGAGGGUAUAACGAUAAUAUGAGAGGAAAAAACUGUUUUACAUGCGGAGGUUUGGGCCACCUUUCGAGAGACUGCGUUAAGGGCGCCAAGUGCUACAAUUGCUCUGGCUAUGGGCAUAUAAGCCGUGACUGCCCUAAACCUCAGCAACGUGUGUGCUACCAGUGCGGUUCUGAAGGGUAA
Messenger RNA from Fomitiporia mediterranea MF3/22, 477 nucleotides. RefSeq lists its product as uncharacterized. Lineage: Eukaryota; Fungi; Basidiomycota; Agaricomycetes; Hymenochaetales; Hymenochaetaceae. Gene Ontology annotation, biological process: positive regulation of cytoplasmic translation. The record is from RefSeq and is a predicted model, not a curated record. The transcript has 4 exons. Gene Ontology annotation, cellular component: cytoplasm. Bases 1 to 477 code for a protein of 158 amino acids. Gene Ontology annotation, molecular function: translation regulator activity; mRNA binding; zinc ion binding.